GAAAGGAAGGGGGGGGUAGGGUGGGAAAUCUAGCAAAGCCGUGGAGUGAGGGCCAGGCAGUGGGGCCGGAGCAAUCGAUAGCAGGGAGGGGAGAAGGAGGCGGGAGACUGGACUAGAGGAAGGGAAGGAAGAGCAGGGGCGGAGAGGGGAGAGGAGGCACCCCCCCCCAAGCCACAGCAGUAGGCCCUGGUUCUUUGGCCACCAAGACCCCCUCACCCCAUGGGGGGAGCAGCAAAGGUGCAAGGGCCAUAGAGACCCCCGCCAGCCCCAGAGGGGUCGGGUCCCUCCUCCGUUCCAGGGUGAAUGGAGCCACGGGAGGGCGAAGGGGAGGGGGAAGGGGGGCCAGCGGCUCCUGAUGCAUUGGGGAGCAGCCUGUCCCUGGCAGCCCCCAUAGGGCCCCCCAGCUUCGAGUCGCUGCUCUCGCAGGUGGGGGUGGUGGGGAGGGCCCAGCAGGUGCAGCUGGGCUUGAGCUGCCUGCCCCUGCUGUUCGUGGCCCUGGGUCUGGCCUCAGACCCCAUCCUCACCCUGGUGCCGCCCCUGAGAUGUCGCCAGGCCAAUGCCUCAGGAUGGGAGCCGACCCUCAACGCGAGUGAAGAGACCUGCUCCCCACCCCCACCCAACAGCACCCGGUGCCCCCAUGGCUGGGACUACAGUGGUCUCCCUGUGCUCCGUGGCAACAUGGUCACCCAGUGGGAUCUAGUCUGUGAAAGGGGCUGGGAGGUAACGCUGGAGCAGAUCCUCUUCCUCUUGGGCUUUGCCUGUGGCUACCUGGGUCUGGGCCAUCCUACAGACAGGUAUGUAUAUGCAGGGCAGGAGUGCAUUGCACUAGGAGACCACUCUAAGGAGCAAGUGAAAACAGUCCCUGCUCAGGGACCAGAUCAACAUGUAACUUUAGGUGCGUGCCCAUAUAAUCACUUCAGUUUCUGGAGUAUACUUCCCUCUUUCCCUCUUUCCCUCCCUUCCCAAGAUCUGGAGAAUACUUGUCCCCUUCCUGCAACUGCCCAGAUCUCGCUUUCAGCCUUACUCAGCUGUCGAAACAUCUGGAAAAACCUACUUAUCCUGGGCUUCACCACCUUCAUUGCCCAUGGGAUUAGGCACUGCUACCAGCUUGUGGGAGGAGUGGGACGAAAGUCCCAGGUCGACUUCAACCUGUAUUCUCUGCUGGCUGGAGGCACAGCUGGCUUGGCCUGUGUCUUCCUGGGGGUUACCGUUGACCGUUUUGGCCGCCGGGGCAUCCUGCUGCUCACUAUGACCCUCACCGGCAUUGCCUCUCUUGUGCUGCUGGGCCUGAGAGAUUAUCUGAACGAUGUGGCCAUCACCACUUUCUCUGUGCUCGGACUCUUCUUUGCCCACGCUGCCGGUGUUCUCAGCAUCCUUCUUGCUGCAGAGGUCAUCCCUACGACAGUCCGGGGACGUGGCCUGGGCCUAAUCCUGGCAUUAGGAGCACUAGGCCAGCUGAGUGGUCCAGUACAGCGGCUCCAUGCUGGCCGAGGUGCCUUCUUGCAGCACGUAGUCUUGGCAGCCUGUGCCCUUCUCUGCAUUCUUAGCAUCAUGCUGCUGCCUGAGAGCAAACGCAAGGCCCUUCCAGAGGCUCUUAGGGAUGGGGAGCUCUGCCGUCGGCCUUCCUUGCUAAGGCCGCCACCCCCAACCCGUUGUGACCAUGUACCCCUUCUUGCCACACCAACGCCUGCCCUCUGAAUGCUGCGUGUUGGGUCUGCAACAGGAGAAUGGGGCACUGCCUUCAAAAUGCAGAGGCUAAUAGAUGCCAUGAAGGAGAUGAGAAACAUCCUAGCAUGCCAUGUUGGUCAUACAAAGCCCAAGAUAGGCCCAGAGUGGGCUCUUGGGAAGAGGGAAGUCUGGCCACAAAACAUGAGUGAACCUCAUCCAAUAGGAAGAUGUAGUUCCCAAGAAGGCCAUGUGGAAAGUGGAGUUAAGUGCAUCCCAACCCAUGGGAUGCCACCAUUAGACAAGGGGAGAUUCACAAGCCUGCUUCACUUACUCCUCCCUGCUACUUUGUAGGUUUCCCCCACCCCCCAAGACUGGUGUCUGGGGGAGGGAUCAUGGGGUUCUGUACAGCAAUCCCCUAGGCAAAGGACACAAGUGUGGACUGCAGUGAGAACAGCAGGCCUCUCUAGUCUCACCCAAGGAUACCCAGACUUCACACACUGGGGCCUACUACUUAUAUUUCAAUAAAGAAAUUUUAAAUGAAAGAA
Messenger RNA from Sarcophilus harrisii (Tasmanian devil), 2213 nucleotides. It is a transcript of the gene SLC22A17, whose product is annotated as solute carrier family 22 member 17. Lineage: Eukaryota; Metazoa; Chordata; Mammalia; Dasyuromorphia; Dasyuridae. Gene Ontology annotation, biological process: transmembrane transport. The transcript is spliced from 7 exons. The coding region runs from base 304 to 1698 and encodes 464 amino acids. The record is from RefSeq and is a predicted model, not a curated record. Gene Ontology annotation, molecular function: transmembrane transporter activity. Gene Ontology annotation, cellular component: membrane.